CCAGCGGCGGCGCUGUUGGGAGGUGCCGGCAUGUUAGCGGCUGGGAGCUGAGGAGGUGCCACCAUGCUGCGCCGCCAGGCCCGGGAGCGCCGCGAGUACCUGCAGCGACGGGCACAGGAGGAGCGGCUGCGCCGGCAGCAGGACAAGAAGGAGCAGCUCCGGCAGGCGCUGGAGGAGAAUCGGCUGCUGCCCACGGAGCUGCGGCGUGAGGCCUUGGCGCUGCAGAAGGAGCUGGAGUUCGACACGCCAGGGGUAGGGGACACCACCAGUAGCCAAGACGAUGAGUACCGGUGGGCGGGGCUGGAGCCCCCCAAGGUCAUGGUCACCACCUCCCGCGAGCCCAGCGCCCGCCUCCGUGUCUUUGCCAAGGAGGUGUGUCUGCUGAUCCCUGGAGCUCAACGCAUGAACCGGGGCCGGGCAGAGCUGGGGGCGCUGGUGGGGGCCUGCCGGGCCGCUGGCGUCACCGACCUGCUGCUGCUGCACGAGACCCGUGGCAGGCCCGACGGACUGUCCCUGUGCCACCUGCCCCAUGGCCCCACAGCCCACUUCACCCUGAGUGGGGCCGUGCUGCGGCAGGAGGUGGGGGGGCUGGGGGGCGCCCCCCUGGCGGCCCCCCAUCUGCUGUUGCUGAAACUUGACUCCGCCUUGGGGCGCCGGGUUGGGACCAUCCUGAAGCACCUUUUCCCCGUCCCCCGCCCCGACAGCCGCCGCGUGGUGACAUUUGCCAACGAGGAUGAUGUCAUCUUAGUUCGGAACCACGUCUACCGACGCCAGGGCAAGAAGGUAGAGCUGGAAGAGGUGGGACCCCGGUUCCAGCUGCGCCCCUAUCUCAUCCGCCUGGGGACCCUGGAGCAGGGGGACGCUGCCGACGUGGAGUGGCGCUGGCACCCCUACACAGCCACCGCCCCGAAACGCCGCCUGCUCAGCGCCACCUGACACUGCUCUCACUGGUUUUAUUGCUCGUAAUAAACGUGUGGUUUGGUCAUUG
Messenger RNA from Falco peregrinus (peregrine falcon), 988 nucleotides. It is a transcript of the gene IMP4, whose product is annotated as IMP U3 small nucleolar ribonucleoprotein 4. Gene Ontology annotation, biological process: rRNA processing. Gene Ontology annotation, molecular function: snoRNA binding; rRNA primary transcript binding. The transcript has 9 exons. Bases 64 to 936 code for a protein of 290 amino acids. NCBI's taxonomy places the organism in Eukaryota, Metazoa, Chordata, Aves, Falconiformes, Falconidae. The record is from RefSeq and is a predicted model, not a curated record. Gene Ontology annotation, cellular component: nucleolus; small-subunit processome; Mpp10 complex.